Salvelinus fontinalis (brook trout) is the source of this 5404-nucleotide messenger RNA. Its product is annotated as gastrula zinc finger protein XlCGF17.1-like. Gene Ontology annotation, molecular function: RNA polymerase II cis-regulatory region sequence-specific DNA binding; DNA-binding transcription factor activity, RNA polymerase II-specific. Gene Ontology annotation, biological process: regulation of cytokine production; negative regulation of transcription by RNA polymerase II; regulation of immune system process. The transcript is spliced from 4 exons. Lineage: Eukaryota; Metazoa; Chordata; Actinopteri; Salmoniformes; Salmonidae. The coding region runs from base 154 to 1266 and encodes 370 amino acids. The record is from RefSeq and is a predicted model, not a curated record.
GCAACAACUUCCUGUUUGUCUGCGCUCUCAGGCCAGAGCAAUCGAAUGUCGACGUAGAUCUCCAGUCAUAACAUCCGCUAGAGAAGUCGAGAUAAUCAUGGAUCUACACUAGAGUACACAAUUACAAGCCCAAAAGCAGAGCAGGAUUCAAAAAUGGAUUUUGGCGAGAACCCCGGGUCUGAGUCGGAAUCAGACUACCUUCCUAGUCCCACUGCCCCAGAACCUGAACCCAAUGUGACUGUGAAGGAAGAGGAAGAGGGAGAUAGUGACAUGGCUGAUCCAGGCCACCUCCCAGGUCCCACCGUGGCAGAAAGACCAAGAUUUAAUAUGAUUAUCAAAGAAGAGGAGGAGGAAGAUGAUGAAGCAGAAGCAGAGGAAGAUGAAAUGGUUUACCCAGGAGACAGGAUAAAGUCGGACCCAGACUAUCUUCCAGAAGUGACCGUGGCAACAGGGCAACCACAACACCAGAAGAAGAAGGCUGCGAAGAAGCUUCAUCCAUGUCCUGACUGUGGGAAGACAUUUGACAGACCAUCACACCUAGAGAGACAUGAGAAUACCCACACCAGAAUCAAGAAGCUGGCCCCCGACUACACUUGUUCGUACUGUGGCAAGAUCUUCGCUAAACCGUCAAAGCUGGCUCGGCACGAGCGAGGACACACCGGAGAGAAACCGUACUCUUGCUGCAAGUGCGGGAAGUGCUUCGCCGAGCCGGGGCACCGGAAGAGCCACGAGCUGACGCACAAUGAAGAGAGACCGUACACCUGCGCGGACUGCGGGAUAGGCUUCUUCAACCAGUCCAAGUUGCAACGGCACCAACGCACACACACAGGUGAGAAACCGUACUGCUGCACUGAAUGUGGGAAGACCUUUGCUCGGUCAGGAGGCCUAAAGACUCACUGGCUAAGCCACACGGGAGAGAGACCAUACCUCUGCUCUGACUGUGGGAAAAGCUUCUUCAGCUCUGGGGACCUGAAAGUCCACCACUUGACCCAUACCGGAGAGAAACCACACUGCUGCUCCGUGUGCGGGAAGGGUUUCGCGCAGAGGGGGAACAUGAGGGCUCAUGAACGGUCUCACUCGGGGGAAAGGCCUUACAGCUGUGCCGACUGCGGGGCCAACUUCGCCCAUUCUAACUAUUUAAAGAUACACCGGCGCAUUCACACGGGAGAGAGACCCUUCCCUUGCCCCGUCUGCGGCAAGAGGUUUAUUCUAUCCGGGCACCUCGGAAGACACCAGAAAACACACAUACCCAAAAACAACACUUAGGAGAACACACAUAUCCAAACACACACGGGACACACUCAUGAGCUUACUGAAGUAUAUUUUAUUUGCAUAUAAUCAUGAACUACAAUGAAACGGAUGAAGAACAAAAAAUAAAAGACAUGGUAAAAGUCCUGAGAGAGCGAGGGUAAGGGAUGCUCCCCCGUGAAGCUCCGCCCUCAACACUCCUCUUUCCAUACUGUGUCCCAAAUAACACCCUGUUCCCUAUAUGGUGCACUACCGGGUCAAAGGUCAAACCUAUAUAGAGCAGAGGGUGCCCAUUGGCCUCUUCCACUGUUUUAAUCUAAACAUUGUAUAGAAUUGAUUUGGCAGGUUGUUGUAUGUAUAUAUAUAUAUGUUGUGUGUCUUUGUCCUGAACGUUUUUGGUGGUUUUCAUAAUGUGAGAGCUCUGGUGAGUAAAGUUUCUAAUGUAGUUAGUUACCUGUAAACCACAGUUUCGGCCUCUCCUGGUAGGCAAAGUCUCUUCAGAUCAUUUAAGCACGACUUUUUCCACAUUUUGUUACGUUACAGCCUUAUUCUAAAAUUGAUUAAAUUGUCCCCCCCCCUCAAUCUAUACACAAUACCCCAUAAUGACAAAGCAAAAAGGCCUGUCUUUACAGUCCCUGCUGCUGAAAAACAUCACCACAGCUUGAUGCUGCCACCACCAUGCUUCACCGUAGGGAUGGUGCCAGGUUUCCUCCAGACGAGACGCGUGGUUUCAUCAGACCAGAUAAUCUUGUUUUUUAUGGUCUGAGAGUCCUUAGGUGCCUUUUGGCAAAUUCCAAGUGGGCUGUCAUGUGCCUUUUACUGAGGAGUGGCUUCCAUCUGGCCACUCUACCAAAAAGGCCUGAUUAGUCUAGUGCUGCAGAGAUAGUUGUCUUUCUUGAAGGUUCUCCGCCGAGGAACUCUGGAUCGGGUUCUUGGUCACCUUCCUGACCAAGGCCCCUCUCCCCCGAUUGCUCAGUUUGGCCUGGGCGUCCAGCUCUAGGAAGAGUCUUGGUGGUUCCAAACUUCUUCCAUUUAAGAAUGAUGGAGGCCACUGUGUUCUUGGGGACCGUCAAGGCUGCAGGCAUUUUUUUGGUACCCUUCCCCAGAUCUGUGCCUCGACACUAUCCUGUCUCGGAGCUCUAUGUACAAUUCCUUCAACCUCAUGGUUUGGUUUUUGCUCUGACAUGCACUAUCGACUGUGGGACCUUUAUAUAGACAGGUGUGUGCCUUUCCAAAUCAUGUCCAAUCAUUUGAGUUUACCACAGGUGGACUCCAAUCAAGUUGUAGAAACAUCUCAAGGAUGAUAAAUGGAAACAGGAUGCACCUGAGCUCAAUUUGGAGUCUCAUAGCAAAGGGUCUGAAUAAGGUAUUUCAGUUUAUUUUUUUCAGAUUUUGCAAAAAUGUAGAAACACUGUUUUUGCUUUGUCAUUAUGGGGUAUUGUGUGUAGAUUGGUGAGGGAAAAACAUGACAUUUAAUCCAUUUUAGAAUAAGGCUGUAAUGUAACAGAAUCUGCAUAAAGGAAAAGGGUCUGAAUACUUUCUGAAUGCACUGUAUAUUCUGAAAGUAACGCAUCGCUAACUAUAGUUGUUACUCAAAUACAAAGUGUAAUUAGUUAUGAUACCUUGUUACUGAUUCAAGUAAUAAUAUUAUUGUACCACAUUAUUUUACUGACAACUUAACCCACAACCCUGGUGAAAUGGACAUCAAUAUACAUAAAUUAGUUUCCAAGAGGAGCGUGGCUGGCUGGUUAAAUUGCGACAAUGGAAGUUGGUUUAGAAAGUAUUGGUUUAUGCCGAUAGAAAGUGAAUGGCUUUCUGGAGGAAUAAGACAAUUUAAUUCAAAUGUGACCCUCGUCAUAAUUCAUACUCUUUAGUACAUUUUCAUAUUAGAAUAUAUUAAAAAAAAAUUGUACUUCAGGUAUCACGACGAGGAAAAUGAGUUAAAUACGUACAUAAUUGACCAGCUUGGCAGCAAACGCCAUUAUGAGAUCAGGGUCUGUAUCCACAAGACAUCUCAGAAAAGGUCCUAGGAAUCCUGUUAAAACCUGUUAAGACUACUAAACACUCCCAGCUCAGAGGAAGUUUUAGGAUGAUGUUAGGACACAGACAAACUGAGCCCAGAGUACAAAUCAACUCAUACAUUUCUGCAUAUUGAUCCUUUAACAUAAACCCUAGAUGCCUUCAAUUGCCUCCAAUUUAUAGCCAUAUUUUUUGUUUAACAAUGUGAUGUUGUGCUCCAAAGGGAUUACUUGGAACAAAUAACAUGAUUCAAUCAUCGAAAGAAAAACAUGUUUAAUUUGCCUAGUGGUUAUAAAUAUUUAGGCAUGUCGUGUGAAAUUUACAAAACAAAGAAAUAGGCCUUGUAAAAUCAUUGUAAAAAGAGCAAGAAAUACUGUUGCAUGUAGGUCUAGAUUACUUCUGGAUUGAUCGUAUAGAAAUAUCAAAACAUUCUUUGAACAACUCCUAACCACUGUCCCGCUGCCUUUUUCUAUUACCAAGACACCUGCUGGUAACUCUUAACUGGUCAGGACAGCUCAUGAGGUCUCCUAAAUAUCUGUCCACUAGGUGGAACUCAUGACUAAAGAGGCUUCAUGCAUAGAUUUGAUUUUUACCCAAAGGAGUAAAAUGUCUCUAUUCUCAGCACCUACAACACAUUUUCUACUCUGAUACACAUUGUGGAUACGGUCCUAGUAUUUGGCACUGCACUGUGUAUUGUCUUUUGAUGUUCUUUCAGUAAUUUAAACCUCUUCCCACACUAAGAGCAGAUGUUAAGCUUCUCUGCUGAGCUAGCUGAUGUUUUUAGGUCUUCUGUAUGACUGAAGCACUCCCCACACUGGGAGCAGUGCAAAGGCUUCUCUCCUAUGUGAGUUCUCUGGUGAGCCGUUAAAGACAUGCUCCGGAACCUAUGGCGACAACAUAAGUAUUUAUUAAACCUCCCACUAUGGGCUGGAUGUGUCAAUGUGUAGUUCAUACAGGCUUAAUCUCUGAGCAUAAUUAUUGUCCUAGUUUGAAAUUAACCGUUUUCUCCACAUUUUCACCCACGUGGGCCAGCCCCCUUGCAAUUCGAGUUCCAGCCAAUACGCUUCAGUCCCUCGCCAUUUGAGUGACAGCUAGCAAGAUGCACACACAGCAAAGCAAGAGAGCGAAAUUACUUGGUGCACAUAUGUGACGUACUAUGACAUUUUUGGGGACCACUUUUGACUCUAGAGCUACUUUCAUAACUAUUGGCUAAAAAGUUCCAGAACAUAUCUAAGUCUCAUUGUUCCAGAACAUAUCUAAGUCUCACUGAAACGAACCACAUGCAGAGAGCAAAGGUAAGGCUUGUCUCCUGUGCGAGUUAGCUAGUGAGUCUUUAGUUUAUGUAACAGGCUGAAGCUCUUCCAACACUGGUAAGGCUUCUUUGUGAGUAAGUGUAACAGUAUAACUUUAGUACGUCCCCUCGCCCCGACCGCGAACCAGGGACCCUCUGCACACAUCAACAACAGUCACCCACGAAGCGUCGUUACCCAUCGCUCCACAAAAGCUGCGUCCCUUGCAGAGCAAGGGGAACCACUACUUCUAGGUUUCAGAGCAAGUGACGUAACCGACUGAAAGGCUGCUAGCUCGCACCACCGCUAACUAGCUAGCCAUUUCACAUCCAUUACAUAAGCUGGUGUCUAUUUAAGGUUUGUAAAAGAGAAACUCAUCCCACAAACAGCAGUGGAAAGGCUUCUCUCCUGUAAGAGUAAGCUUGUGUCUAUUUCAUUUUCUUCCUGUCUGAAAAAUCUUCCCAAAUUGACCUCACGGGUAAGUCUUCUUUCUUUCGAGACUGUUUUUGUGUGAAUCACUGACAAUUGGAACCGGGCUGUCUCCCGGGAGUGAGCCGAGGUUGAAGUCUGCUCAAAACAAAAGUGACGUAGGUUAAGCAAGUCGAGUAAUGAGUAGGAUUCUGGGUUUUCACAUGUAAAAGUGAUUACUUUUGAUAAAAGGCGUAGGUCUGCCUUCCCAAUGAAAACUAGUUUGAAAAUUAAAACACAUUUCAUGGAAAAGAGAUGUAUGUUUCUGAACGAUGCAUCAUGAACAUUUGAUUGAGGGUGCUCAUCUCAUACCGCUUUUGCCCCACAGGCCAUGCCAUAGCUGUGCCAACUUUAUUUAAAUAAACAACAUUCAAACACAA